This is a messenger RNA of Nicotiana attenuata, 1074 nucleotides long. RefSeq lists its product as uncharacterized. The transcript has 2 exons. The record is from RefSeq and is a predicted model, not a curated record. NCBI's taxonomy places the organism in Eukaryota, Viridiplantae, Streptophyta, Magnoliopsida, Solanales, Solanaceae. Bases 1 to 1074 code for a protein of 357 amino acids.
AUGCCAGCCACUGUAGAAUCAACAUCAGAGAAAGCCAAGGAGCCAGAGAAGCCGGCUGGAGAGGCGGUGGCUGAGCAAUCCCCACAAUUGGUACAAAUUAAUAUUCCAUUGGUUGACAUCUUACAGGAAGUACCCAAAUAUGCAAAGUACAUCAAGGACAUUGUGGCGAAUAAAAGGAGGCUGACCGAGUUCGAGACUGUGGCACUCACUGAGGAGUGCAGUUCCAGAAUUCAAGGCAAGUUACCUCAGAAAUUGAAGGAUCCAGGUAGUUUCACUAUCCAAAUCACGAUUGGUAAACAUGCUGUUGGGCGAGCUCUAUGUGACCUUGGAGCAAGCAUCAAUUUGAUGCCGCUAUCUAUAUUCAGACAGUUGGGGUUGGGUGAACCACGCCCAACCACAGUUAUCUUACAGUUAGCUGACCGCUCCCUUGCUCAUCUUGAGGGAGUAAUUGAAGAUGUGCUUGUCCAAGUGGGGUCUUUUAUAUUCCCAGCUGAUUUCAUCAUCCUGGAUUACGAGCCUGAUCAGGAAGUCCCAUUUAUUUUCGGGCAUCCAUUCUUAGCCAUGGGCCGAGUUAUUAUUGAUGUUUGUGAAGGAAAGAUGACGAUGAGAGCGGGUGAUCGAGUGGAGGUCUUCAACAUUUAUAGAGCACUCAAGUUACUAGCCCACUAUGAAGAAUUGUCCAUGAUCUCUGUGGUAGAAGGUGAUGCCACGUUGUUAGUACCUUAUAUGAGCCCUGCAGAUCCUGUUGAACGAGUAUUGAUUGGGGACGUAGAAAAUGGUGAAGAUGAUAGGAUGGGAGAAAUUGAGCAAGUGCUGGAUAUGUCAUGCAGUUAUGUACAUGGGAUUAGAAAAUUUGAAGAGUUGGACAGGCCUGUCACUCUGACCCUCCCCAGGCCAUCUAUUGAAGAAGCUCUGAAGCUAGAACUCAAGCCACUUCCAGCGCAUCUGCGCUAUGCUUAUUUGGGGAACUCAGAGACACUGCCCGUGAUUAUUUCAUCCAGCUUGACCAGCACUCAAGAAGAAAAAUUGCUCAGAGUCCUCCGUGAGCAUAAAAGGGCCAUUGGUGGACUAUAG